Molecule: messenger RNA, 612 nt
Organism: Auanema sp. JU1783
Lineage: Eukaryota; Metazoa; Nematoda; Chromadorea; Rhabditida; Rhabditidae
Source: the annotation of a GenBank genome assembly
AUGACGUCAUCCGAUUUCGGAUCUUCAGCUUCAGCAGCAGCCGCCGCUGCUUCAGUCAUGCAAGCCGGUCCUCCACCUGGAUUUUAUUACGAUACCUCAGCAGUUCAACAACCAUCUACAGCAUACUUUCCAUCAUCCACAUUAUCAGGAGCGCAAUUCUCUUCUCAGUCGUUAUGUUAUCAAAAUUCUGAAUGGAAAGAUGAUAAAGAUGAAAAGAAAGAAGGUGAUGAGGAUAAGACGAGUUCAAAUGGAAGUGCUGUAGCUGCAGCUGUCUAUCCAUGGAUGACGCGGGUUCAUUCAACUUCAGGAGAAGGCGGAUCACGAGGUGAAAAACGACAGCGAACGGCUUACACACGAAAUCAAGUCUUAGAAUUAGAAAAAGAAUUUCAUUUUAAUAAAUAUUUGACAAGAAAACGACGAAUUGAAAUCGCUCAUUCACUUAUGCUCACAGAAAGACAGGUCAAAAUAUGGUUCCAGAACCGACGGAUGAAACAUAAAAAGGAAAAUAAGGAUAAGCCACUGACACCGCAGAUGAUGCCUUUCCCUACUGGUCCAUUGCCAUUUGCUCAUCUUGGAUUUACAAGGAACUUCUUAUUAUCAAAUCAAUUUUAA